CUUUCAAAGGGCCCUCAUAAACCCCCAAAACCCUAGCUAAGCUCUACCUUUUACUCUCUUCAUUCUCCUCAAACAACCCAGAAGCGGCCGCCAUUUUUGCCUUCGGCUUGUAUUUAGAAGGAUGGUGAGGGUCAGCGUUUUGAAUGAUGCGCUUAAGAGCAUGUACAAUGCUGAGAAGAGGGGCAAACGACAGGUCAUGAUCAGGCCUUCCUCAAAAGUCAUCAUCAAGUUCCUUUUGGUCAUGCAGAAGCAUGGUUACAUUGGAGAGUUUGAGUAUGUUGAUGAUCACAGAGCUGGUAAAAUUGUGGUUGAACUGAACGGAAGGCUGAACAAAUGCGGAGUGAUCAGUCCUCGUUUUGAUGUUGGAGUCAAGGAGAUUGAGGGUUGGACUGCUAGGUUACUUCCUUCAAGACAGUUUGGUUAUAUUGUGCUCACCACAUCUGCUGGAAUCAUGGACCAUGAAGAAGCCAGAAGAAAGAAUGUUGGUGGAAAAGUACUUGGCUUCUUCUAUUGAGACCAAUUUCUGAGAAUAUUCAUUUUUGAUAUCCUUUCUCGAUAGUUAUCCCUAUAAGGGUUGGUAUAAUUCUUAUUUUGUAUUUUGGGCAUUAUAUUUUAUGUUUUGUUUAUGACAUUUGAGACUUUGAAUUGUCUGGUUUUCCAUAGAUAAUAGUUCUCUUCCUUUGUUAUCAAACAAUUGAAAGAGGUUUUCGGUUUGGAAGUUUCAGCUUAUGGAUUUCUAUUUUGCUUUCU
This is a messenger RNA of Durio zibethinus, 750 nucleotides long. RefSeq names its product small ribosomal subunit protein uS8z/uS8w. Gene Ontology annotation, biological process: translation. NCBI's taxonomy places the organism in Eukaryota, Viridiplantae, Streptophyta, Magnoliopsida, Malvales, Malvaceae. Gene Ontology annotation, molecular function: structural constituent of ribosome. The record is from RefSeq and is a predicted model, not a curated record. Gene Ontology annotation, cellular component: ribosome.